Messenger RNA from Camellia sinensis, 717 nucleotides. NCBI's taxonomy places the organism in Eukaryota, Viridiplantae, Streptophyta, Magnoliopsida, Ericales, Theaceae. The record is from RefSeq and is a predicted model, not a curated record.
AUCACUUAUCCCUAUGAUGAUUUGGUCCAUAAUGACUUCUAAUCAGCUGUCUAAUCACAAGCCUUACCCAAUGUGUAUUGUGGUUUGUCCCACAAUAAACUCUCUUACAAGCUGGUCAUGUAUCUGUCAUCUUGGCACCAUAUCUCUCAAUUUUGUCCGUGGAUUAUCAAGGGAAACAGGCUUUUAUGGUGGCAUGUAGCAUUUUGAAAGCAACAAUAUGUAUAACAUCUACGUUCCCAAUCCUGUCUUGGUCAUAAUUGAUGUCGAGCCUAAGGAGAUGGGAAUUCCAACUAAAGCUUACUAUGCUGUUGAAGAGGUUAAAGAGAAUGCUACUCAGAAAAGCCAGAAGGUAUUUGUGCAUGUGCCUUCAGAAAUUGCCGCUCAUGAUGUUCAGAAAUUGCUGUUCUGUUGUUUGAUUCUCCUCUUGAGCUCCGUUCUGUUCCUCACUGUCACCGUGAGAUCGCCGAUCUUCAAGGCUGUUCCAAGAAAGCGUUUCCAUAAUGUUGUUGUAAAGAAUGGUCUAGGUCUAACUGUCGCUUGUAUGGCAAUGAGUUCAGCUACUGGUUGUCCUGCAGAUGAGACUAAUCUGACUGGUGUGGGUGAGAUCAGACUAAUACCUGAUUUAUCAACGAAGUGUAUAAUUCCUUGGUAGUACAUCUCUUUCAUAAGUAUUACCUUUGUCUCUCCAUUGCAACAUAAUUUUUGUUAAACAUUCAC